CCUGCUUGUGACUUUCCUUUCCAUGACACAUGUCUCAAUGCAAUAACCGUACGAAGGGUAUCCCACAAAGAACAUAAUCCCGAAGCAGCAAGGUUCUUUAUUCAAUGUUUUGCACGAUCCGCAAAACGUCGAGUCCAAAGCCAGCACCAUAGACGAUUCUGAGCCAACCAUUCUCUCACGACCUUCAACUACACGGUUCCAACCACUUACGCGUAGAUAUCGCCAUCGCCCACGCGCAACUAUCUCCUCUACAACGCUGUAUCAUCCGCUCUAGCCUCUCUUAUUAAUCUUCAGCUGCCGAAAUCGAUUCACCGCAUAUUUUGGCCACAUGCGGUCGCGCUUCUGAUCACUUGAGCAACCUAGUUGACGUUAGAACGACUACCUUACUCAGAUCCUACUCCGAGGUAAGCUACUGCUGCAUAAGGCUCUCAUGGACAGAAACCAGUCCUUCUGCUCUUUUAUUUACAUGCUCUGGAAUCAACACAAUUCCCAUGGCUGACGGUUUAGUUUUAAAAGGAGGAAGUCUUCUUCGAAGGGUCUCAUUCGGGGUCUCUUCAUCCACUGUCCACACCCGUACUAUAUUCGAGAUGUCGGAACCUAUACCCAUACCAGGCUCUGAGCAGGCCAUAGACAGCGGCAGAUUAUCUCCAGAGUUGGCACGCGUUCAAAGUGCUUCAACGGGCUCCUCGCCGCCUGAUGGAAGCAAAACACCUGUCAUGUCCUCGUCAACUCCCGGAAGCCCGCGACUCUCACGAAACCCGUCCUUCUCAGGAAGCUCAUCAUAUCAAGAGGAUUGGGAAGCAUUUCCCCCACUUGAGAGACUUACAGUCUUUGAUUUACUAGACAAUUUCGCACUUCCUCAACAGUUAGAAAAGCUUCAACGCAACAUAUCAGCACAAACCGACAAGGUUCGAAAGCAACGAGAUGCUUUGAAAACGCGGGGCUCGUAUGCCAAAGAUCGUGUGGUGGAACAAUGGAGGAGACGUGUGCCAACGGCAGACGAGCAGUUGGACAGGUACAGAAAGAAGAUGCGCGAGAAUGUCGACAGGCUAGGAAGACGUUGGAAUGAUACCAAGCUCGUCACGGCUCGAGAGAAGAUCGCAUUCAUUUGCGGUGUGUUGAACGUUCUCAUCAGCGGAUAUCUGAUCGGAGGGUACCCCGAAUUCUUCCACUACUGGUACACGGCUCAACUUCUCUACUUCAUGCCCAUCCGAUACUACACCUAUCACAAACGAGGCUACCAUUACUUCCUAGCAGACCUCUGCUACUUUGUCAACUUCAUGUGCGUCUUGACAAUAUGGUUCUUCCCGAACUCCAAACGCCUAUUCAUCAGCACCUACUGCCUGGCAUUCGGAAACAAUGCCAUCGCCAUUGCCAUGUGGAGGAAUAGCAUGGUCUUCCACAGCUUCGACAAAGUCACCAGUCUAUUCAUCCACAUCAUGCCCUGCGUGACACUGCAUUGCUUGGUCCAUCUCAUCACACCAGCCCACCAACACGAUCGAUUCCCAGCAAUCUGGACGAUCAAGACCUCACCACCAGGUUCGAAGACACAUUACGGCUUGCUGGCAAUGACACUCUGGUCCACCAUUCCUUACGCAAUCUGGCAACUCUCCUACCAUUUCCUCAUCACUGUCCGGCGCCGCGAGAAGAUCGCAGCGGGGCGUCCAACAUCCUUCACAUGGCUGCGAAAGUCCUAUUCCAAAGCCUGGAUUGGCAAGCUCGUGCUGUCCCUCCCUAAUUCUCUCCAGGAACCGGCAUUCAUGAUGAUCCAGUACUCAUACGCCGUGGCCACUAUGCUGCCAUGCCCUAUAUGGUUCUGGUACCGUUACGCAUCAGCCACUUUCCUGAUGGCGGUAUUCUGCUGGUCGGUGUACAAUGGUGCGACGUACUAUAUUGACGUGUUUGGGAAGCGCUUUCAAAACGAGUUGGAGGCUAUGAAGAAGGAGGUCUUGAAGUGGCAGAAUAGUCCGGACAUGAUCACCUCGCCGCUGAUGACGCCGAGGCCGGAUGGAGGUGCCGAGCUGGGUGCUGUACUGGAGGGUGACGGUGGGGAUAAAGGCCAUUCCCGGAGCAGGAGUAUUGAUAGAAUACCUCUCUUGAACGACCAAGGAGGCAGUUCGGGCAUGGACAUGGAUGGAGGAGCGAGGGACGUGGCACGCGAGCGGAAGAUUGGAGACCUGCCUCAAUGAUUCUGGAGCUUUUCUCUAUCUCUUAUUUUGGGUUUAAACUUUCUCAGUAUCAAGCUCCUUCUGAAUGAAAUGUCAGGGGGCAGCUAGAGUAUAUUCCCUUACAAGGAGCGAAUUGUGGUUUGGCAAUGGUUUAUGACAGUAUAUUGCGUUGGGUCUGGUUUGGUUUCGGCAUCGAGAAUGGAAGGCAGGGAAAGUUGGAGGAUAUACCACGGCGCCAUCGUUUGUUUCGCUUAGUCUGUUUUGAUGAGGCAUGAAUGAAUAGUAGUCCAUCAGUUUCAAGAUAUUAUGAUAAUACCCCA
Messenger RNA from Cadophora gregata, 2488 nucleotides. RefSeq lists its product as uncharacterized. The coding region runs from base 492 to 2189 and encodes 565 amino acids. Gene Ontology annotation, biological process: phosphatidylcholine biosynthetic process. NCBI's taxonomy places the organism in Eukaryota, Fungi, Ascomycota, Leotiomycetes, Helotiales, Ploettnerulaceae. The record is from RefSeq and is a predicted model, not a curated record. The transcript has a single exon.